AUGCUCAAGCUCACCAUCCUCGCCUCGCUCCCCCUUUGUCUGGCUCAACCAUUCGCAGUGAGUCCGUGGUCCGGCAGCGGUUGCGACGGUACCACAAUCUUGGCGAGCUCAGGCGGUGCUGCCGGGUCGGGCUGCGUCUUCGGCGCAUUGAACAUGACUGCGUUGGAGUCCGUGCAGAUCUCUCUGGAUAAUUGCACCAUCUUGCUGUACGCAAGCCACACAUGCGAGGGCUCUCCGGCGAUGACCACAGUGUCAAUUGCGAGUGAUAACACAGAGCGGUCGACCUUCAGACGUAGUGUACCUGGAUAG
This is a messenger RNA of Gloeophyllum trabeum ATCC 11539, 309 nucleotides long. RefSeq lists its product as uncharacterized. Bases 1 to 309 code for a protein of 102 amino acids. Lineage: Eukaryota; Fungi; Basidiomycota; Agaricomycetes; Gloeophyllales; Gloeophyllaceae. The record is from RefSeq and is a predicted model, not a curated record. The transcript is spliced from 2 exons.